CCUGUUGCAGUUCACUUUCCACACACGGAGUAAUGAGCAGACUGAUGAAUGCAAUCAUCCCUGUCCUAUAAUUAUGUGUCAUGAAUAAAUGUGUGCAUUAACAUUUUUAUUAUCUGUUGCAUGUUUUACGGUGUAAUCUCGUACAGAAAUUAUGCAUAUUUAUUCAGUUCCCCACCUAUUAGCCCUUUCCUGAAUUGCUCAUUUGAAAACACAACACAACUUUGCUGUACAUCUGAAACGUACAGUACACACACUGAGCCUCACCACACAAACACACAAAAACUUUGUGCAAAAAGUGGACUUUCCCACACUUUCUAAAUGACUUAAAGUCAACAUGUCAUACUGGGGGAGAUCACACAACUCGAGGUAGAACAUCUCAAUAAGUAACCACACAGGGACAGGCCCUCGCUCUCAUAAAGCCAAAGCAGCAUGUCCGUAUCACUUCCUUUUCUCUGCAUCAUGUGGCUCAGUCACUGCUGUUUCCUCUUCUGCUUUGUGUCAAUACUGACAACACUAUUAAUACUUCCCACCGCAUGCUGGGCAGAGACUUUUUGAGAAGAAACGCUCUUAAACAAUUCUAGAAGACUUGAAAGUGUCAUCUGUGAUGGAUGGAGAUGUGUUGUCUUUGUCAUCUUCCUCAUCUUUCAGAUCUUUAUCAGCAAGAUCACAGAAAGAUACUUCACCUAAGAGUGACAGCAGCCUUCCUGAGACCCAAAAGGAGCACAUACCAACCAAAGAAUUAUGGACAGAUAGCAUGAGCCCUGUUGGGGACAGACUGCUGUCCACAGAUGAGCAGGUCACUAUGAUCACUGAGAGCUUGAUAGUCACCUCCACCGACCAGGAGAAGCUGCUGCUCCUCAACAAGAACACUGAGCUCCGAAAGGUCAACAAAGAGCUGAUGGAGUUGAAUGAGGACUGGGACCAGGUGUACCGCAGUGCCACGUUGGGUCUGCAGCAAAGGCUGGAGGCUCUGGAGCGAGAGAACAGUGCCAUCAAACAGCUGAACGGCCGACUGCUCCUCAAAGUUGAACAUCAGCAGGCGCUGAUGACGGAGCUGAAGAAGAACCAGGAGUUGCAGGAAUAUAUCAGAUUACUAGAGAGCAAAAGGCACCAUCCAGAAGGAGACACCACGCCUGUCAGACAGGAAAGCUUUAGUGUAAAGGGUCCCGGGCCCUGUUCCAGCAGCAACUACAUGUCUGGGUGCAUCCCUCCAUCCUCCUUUCCUGCACCCUCUUGCACAAGAGAGAUGGGAUGGAAGGAAAUGAAACACAGCAGCACCAAACCGAUGACAACAGGAAGCUCCCAGACAGAAAUACAGGACCUGAAAGAGCAGCUGGAGGCUCUUAGAUGUCAGACUGAGAUUUACAAAGCAGAAUAUAAGACGGAGCACAACGACCACAAGCACACCCUCCAGGAGAACCGGAAGCUCCGAAAGAAGAGGGAGGAAAUGCGACAACAAGUGGCACUCCUACAAGAACAGCUCAAGAUCUAUGAGGAUGACUUCAGGCAGGAACGGUCUGACAAACAGAUACUGCAGCGACUUUUGUCUCAUAAAACAACUCCCAACAAGGAGCCGGUGCUGGUCCAUCGCUGCAAUAAUGAGCAGCAGCAGCUGCUGGGUGGAGAAAAGAAAGCUCAAAGUGGAGAGAAAGGAAAACACCACCACCCACUCUGCCCCAAGCAUUCAAACAGGAACAACGAGUCCGCCUGAAGCGCGGAGAAACUAUGACCCCACUUUUUAUUAAAAAAUUACUCAGCUGAUUGAAUCAGUUUCAG
Nothobranchius furzeri (turquoise killifish) is the source of this 1776-nucleotide messenger RNA. RefSeq names its product TNFAIP3-interacting protein 1. The record is from RefSeq and is a predicted model, not a curated record. Gene Ontology annotation, biological process: cellular response to lipopolysaccharide; regulation of transcription by RNA polymerase II. NCBI's taxonomy places the organism in Eukaryota, Metazoa, Chordata, Actinopteri, Cyprinodontiformes, Nothobranchiidae.